Trypanosoma rangeli is the source of this 2022-nucleotide messenger RNA. Its product is annotated as zinc finger, c2h2 type domain containing protein. Gene Ontology annotation, biological process: rescue of stalled cytosolic ribosome; protein ubiquitination. Gene Ontology annotation, molecular function: ubiquitin protein ligase activity; ribosome binding. The transcript has a single exon. The record is from RefSeq and is a predicted model, not a curated record. NCBI's taxonomy places the organism in Eukaryota, Euglenozoa, Kinetoplastea, Trypanosomatida, Trypanosomatidae. The coding region runs from base 1 to 2022 and encodes 673 amino acids.
AUGGCCAACAGCACGGAGGAAUUGGAGCCCGUGGAAUGCCUUAUUUGUGCAGCGGCCUGCGAAGCGCUGGCUGUCUUUAACUGUGGGCACUACGUGUGUUACGCCUGUGGGCUGCAUAUUCACUCCAUUGAUCACGGUGCGUGUCCGGUCUGCCGCGAAAAAGGUGAGACAGUCAUUGUGACUCGCACUCUGCCAGGCGAGAAUGAUGAUGAGGAUAAGUUUUGCGCGGCAUCGAUUCGGACAAUGGAGGACAUGUCUGCCUUUGACGCGCAUUUGAAGUGUUUUGUGCAGGGUAGCAAUUUGGCAACUGAAAUGAGCAAAAUGUACGAGUGUGUGUGUCCGGUGCCCAAAUGCUGGCGUAGGGGCAUGCAGGAGCCUUUUUGUGAUAUGUAUCCUCUGCGGCAGCACCUCAGGAUCGAACACAAGCUGGAAUACUGCGGUAUUUGUCUGGAGCACCGAUCGGUAUUUCUGUGCGAACAGCAGGUUUACUUGCGGGAGGCGUUGAAGCUGCACAUGGAUGGGGUGUGCCCACAUGAUGCCCCCUCGUUUUUGGGGCACCCAUUUUGCAGAUUUUGUCCCAAUUCACAUUUCUACGACGAGGAUCAUCUUCUCGAGCACAUGAAGCACCACCACUUUACGUGUGACGUAUGCAACCGUAGUGAGUUUCUUUUCAGAUAUUAUGAAAAUCGUAGAAAACUGCUUCAACAUUUUGAGCAGGCACACAAGCUGUGCGACCAUCCUGCCUGUGCAUCACUGGAUCCAAUGGUGCGAGUGUUCGCCUCGGACUUGGAGCUGGCGCUUCAUAAACAACGCGUGCACGGGGUGCGCUCGCGAGUGGCGCUUUUUAUGGCAGAUAACCCUCCCAUAAAUUCCGGCAGCAGUCCUCCCACAACGACAUCGCCUGCAACAGGGGGCAAUGCAAAUGUCAUCAGUAUUACAUUUGAUCACGUGAACAGGCAGGAUACAGUGCAACUGAUGCAAAAGUGCGAACACAGCGGCAGCGGCACCGAUAAUGGUGGUGACAGGCGCAGAGGUAAAAAAGGGGGGGGUGGUAAGAUUCAUGUAGAUUGGGUACGGGGUGACACGCCUGGGUUGCCACUGCAUUUUCGGACUCGUGGCGUGUUGAGCCCACUCAUGCGCAAAGGACGUGAACGGAAUGCGGCGUCACAUACGAAAUUAAAUUUGUGUGCCUUUGGCGUGUCGGAGACUGCAGAAGCGUACAACUCAAAGAAUAAAGUACCAUUAAACCGUAACGAGCUUCAGUGUGCCUUGGAUACCGUUUUGCGAGAGGAACUGCCUGAGUUGCAUCAACUGCAAGACUUCCGGUUGUGUACGGCGGAGUUCAUGAGUGGAAAGAUCCUGACCAUGCGAUACUACAACUACCUUCGCACCGAGUUCUUUCCAUCCGAAGAGGCCUUUCAGAAGGUGUUUCCUCUGCUUGUUGCCACCGUCCCGCUCCCGCAAAGACGUGAUGCGCUUGUGCAAAUUGAGAAGAUGCGAAAUUCGCCCGAGGUGCAACAUGCUCAGCGGAUACAGGAGGAGGAGGCGAAGAAGAAAAAGGAUGCUGAGAAGUGGAAUAAGCAGCAUGAGCUGCUGGCACGCAUUGAGCAGAAGUCGAAUCGGCGCAAGGGAAAUGCCAGCGGCGCCCACAACGUCUGGCUUGAGAGAGGAUCGGCCGCCCUUCUUAACCAGGCGCGCCAGCAGGAGCCCGAGGCACCACCGCAGGAGGAGCCGAGGAGGUCACAACAGCCCUCGCGGGCCAAUAACAAAAACCGUGGAGGUGGCAACAGCAGCGGUAAUCGCCCUUCGUCUGCCGAGACAGCUAAUGCCACUAAUACUCAGUGGGGUACAACGCAUGAGCAACGGCAACUUCGGCCUUCAUUGCUUCCCACUGGAACAGGGUAUUACCAGGACCCAGGAGAUUUUCCAGAGCUUCCCACAACUGACCCACGUUUGGCAUGGGGGCGGUCACAAGCGAAGCGGGCUCCGCGACAGAAUGCGUGGAACUGCAAAAGGAUCUAA